Monoraphidium neglectum is the source of this 543-nucleotide messenger RNA. RefSeq lists its product as hypothetical. Lineage: Eukaryota; Viridiplantae; Chlorophyta; Chlorophyceae; Sphaeropleales; Selenastraceae. The record is from RefSeq and is a predicted model, not a curated record. Gene Ontology annotation, biological process: mismatch repair. The transcript is spliced from 3 exons. Bases 1 to 543 code for a protein of 180 amino acids. Gene Ontology annotation, cellular component: MutLalpha complex. Gene Ontology annotation, molecular function: mismatched DNA binding; ATP binding; ATP-dependent DNA damage sensor activity.
AUGCUCUACUCAGCGCCCCCGCCGACCUGGCCCGUCCCAAACCCUCCGGCCGCGCAGGAGCUGACACGCAACGUGCGCCGCGAGGUGGCCAAGCUGCGCCUGCUGCUGCAGCAGUACGCGGUGAUGUGCCCUGCGGCGCAGCUCUUCGCCUCAGACCAGGCCGGCCGCACCGCCAGGCGCGUCACGGCUUGGAUGCAGCCGCAGCCGGCGCGCGUGCAGCGGUUGCUGCCUGGUGUUGCUCGCACGCGCCGCGCCGUGUCGGUGGAUCUCGCUGCAGUGGGGUUGCAGACAACGCUGGUGUCAACCGGCAACGCCGGCCCCUCCCUAUCAGACCGCGUGUCCGCUGUGCUGGGGCCCAAAGUGGCCGCCCUGCUGGUGCCCCUGGAGGUGGAGGUGCCGGGCCACAGGGUCAAGAUCACGGGCAUGGUGUCCCGCGCGGGCGCCGGCGUCAAGGGCGAGAAGCUGCGCCAGUUCAUGGCCAUCAACGGGCGGCCCGUGGAGCUGCCGCGGGCGGUCAGGGCCCUCAACGACACCUACAAGUGA